GAAAAUAAUUAAAUAUGGCUAUUAGAAAAUCAAACAAGAUGCCACAAGCAGCAAUCUUGAAGCAAAUUCUAAAAAGAUGUUCAAGUUUGGGUAAGAAAAACAGCUAUAACGAUGAAGACCACCUUCCAAUUGACGUGCCCAAAGGUCAUUUUGCAGUUUACGUUGGAGAAAAUAGAACUCGAUACAUCGUACCUAUUUCUUUUUUGACUCAUCCCGAGUUUCAAUGCCUCCUUCGACAAUCCGAAGAAGAAUUUGGGUUCGAUCAUGACAUGGGAAUUACAAUUCCAUGCGAAGAAGUUGUGUUCCGGUCACUAACUUCAAUGCUCCGGUAAAAUUUUGGUGCACUAAAUUUUCGUUAUGUGCGAGUGAAUAUUAGGCGUGGAGUGAAACAAGGAUGGGCUAGCUCAAGAUGAAGCAAAUUUGGUGUUUUUUUUGCUUCUCUUUUUUCUAACAUCCACUAAAUUUUUCACUCUUUUUUUUGUAAUUUAUUUUCCGCUAACACUGACCUAGGAACUACAUGAUAUUAUUAUUAGUAGUGUUUUUUAUGGGUCAGAAUCAGAUUUGUAAGCAAAUCUUGUGAAGUUUUCCUUGCAGAGGUGUUUUUUAGCACCCUGUGAGAGAAGUGAAUUGAAUGUCUCUCAAUCUAAUUGAUUUGUCAUUU
Messenger RNA from Solanum verrucosum, 661 nucleotides. RefSeq names its product auxin-responsive protein SAUR50-like. The coding region runs from base 15 to 332 and encodes 105 amino acids. Gene Ontology annotation, biological process: response to auxin. NCBI's taxonomy places the organism in Eukaryota, Viridiplantae, Streptophyta, Magnoliopsida, Solanales, Solanaceae. The transcript has a single exon. The record is from RefSeq and is a predicted model, not a curated record.